UGCUUUUCAGUGUCAGUCAGCCUGCCUGCUAGGCGCACACAUGUGUGAGUGUGAGCGUUUGUGUGUGUUCUUCAUUUGCGGACAUGCUGUUUAGUGUGUCGCUAAGAAGACAAUGAGAAACCUCUUAUUGUCUUGGUGGAAUGUGGCAGGAGACAACGGGGAAAGUAUGUCAUCGCCCCAAGUGCUUGGCACCAAUGUCCAGUCAGCUUGCACUGUGACACACCACAGAAUGAGAGAGACAGAAUUAAGCUUACUAAAAUUUCACUUUCUAAAGCAGGACGAUGAAUGAAAUCUGCUGUUCAGGAUACAAGAGGAUCACGUUUGGAAAUUUGAUGAUGUUGAUUCAAAAGUUUGAAUCAAGGAUUGGAAGCAUGCACUGAGGAAAGCAAGCCGCCAGACGACCCUUGAGAUGGAGCUUCUCCCUCUGAGUGUGAUGAGUCCUGGAGCUCACCUUCAUCUGCAAGCGGACCCUUUGUGGCUCCAGCGCCAAGCCGUGGAGGACCAGGUGGAGCUGUGGUGGUUCAAAAAGCCGCACGUCUCUCUUGUGUGCUACUGCUUUUCAGUGGCCAUGGUUCUGAGCCUGGGCUCGGCUGGCGUGGGGCUCCUCUCGACCGCCUCUUCUGCUGUUGGGGCCUCGGUGCUGUGGCGCUUGGGCGUAGGAUCUACUCUCUGUCUCCUGGCUCUGGUGGUCCUCAUGAAGCAGCUGCUCAGCUCUGCUGUGCAAGACAUGGGCUGCAUACACAACCGCAGACGCAUCGAGCAGCUGCGGAGUGGAGGAACGGCAGAUCCCGUGCUGUUGCUCUUCACUGGCCUGGCGCUGGUGGUCUGUGGGACUACGCUUCUCAGUCUCACUAAGUCAGACAUGCUGCUUUCUGGUGUGACCCUCCUGGCCAGUGGGGGCGCUGUGGUGCUAGGUGUGAUGGCAUAUGAAGUGAUAGUUUAUGUGCAGGGAAAGAGAAAUGCGAGAAGGCGAAGACGACGAAGGGGGAGAGUGUAUACAGUGACGGGACAAAGGAACCGUCCAUGGAGGGAUUCAACAUCUAGUCAGUCGAAUUUGUUAUGAGAGAUAAAUGGGAAAUUCCUUCUGCCCCUG
Messenger RNA from Rhinichthys klamathensis goyatoka, 1093 nucleotides. It is a transcript of the gene tmem125b, whose product is annotated as transmembrane protein 125b. The record is from RefSeq and is a predicted model, not a curated record. The transcript is spliced from 3 exons. NCBI's taxonomy places the organism in Eukaryota, Metazoa, Chordata, Actinopteri, Cypriniformes, Leuciscidae. The coding region runs from base 410 to 1063 and encodes 217 amino acids.